Molecule: messenger RNA, 2832 nt
Organism: Amoebophrya sp. A25
Lineage: Eukaryota; Dinophyceae; Syndiniales; Amoebophryaceae
Source: the annotation of a GenBank genome assembly
AGCAGGUCCAGCGAUGCUUAAAGCACUAUCAAGAAAAUAUGCGGGUACUCUUUAAUCCCUUCGUCCAAAUCAUACUAGUAAAGUCAACUGACUUCCGUAGUAAUGUUAUGAGAAUUUGUUAUUUGUUGAAAGAAUGUCGACAUUUUUUUUUUGUUUCAUUUGUUUUGAGGUGUAGUAUCAAUCUAUCACAGAUGGAUAUGCAUGAUAUUGUGUACAACUUUAUCGCGUGUGUAAGUAUCAUAGUGACGAGUUACUUAGCUCGGCCGUACUUACAGAAGAUGGGAAAAAGAAUUCAGUCACAUAAUAUUACAUGCCUACGUCAACAUCAUACAGGGGCCACCACGGUCCUUCGUUGUUCACAAAUUGGACCAGAACGCGUCAGUGAGAAAUAGGCAUGUGGGCGUCUCGUGGUUCUGGUUCUGCCUUCAUCUAGUUGCGGUUCUCCGUAUGCUUGCUCAUGUCAGGGGCUAUGACCGAUAUACAUUUUUUGGUGCUACUGGCCUGCCCGCAUUUCCAGGGUGACAUUCACUUUCCCAUAGAGUGCAUGUUAAGAUCGAUGGGUUGGGGUCGUGAUUGCAAUCUAAAAUCUUUGGCGUAACGACGCCGUCUUUUAGAGAAGGAAGCUCAGUUGUCCAGUCCUCGCGAAAACGGCGCGUCGCCUUCUUCGCGCGCUCUACCGACGGCACUAGAUGAAGCAAGGUGAGAUAUUUUGUACUAGCAGGAGCCCAUCUGAAUCUGAAUCUGAACGAAGUCAGCUUCCGGGAAGGAGCUUCAAGAUUAUUCAGUAUCCUAAUUUUUCUGGGUAUGAAUUGUGAUCGAUGUGUGAAGAUAGGACAGUUCUUGCACAGGAAAUGUAUUGAGCACUUAGGACUUUAGUAAGUUGUAAAACAGGGUAGUGAUAUGCUUUCGAGCAUAUUUCGUUUUCGUGCGCGUCCGCAAGCAAUUCUACAUGAUUUGCAGUUCGUACUUGAUAUGAUGCAGCUGCACAUAAUUUCCGUUCAUCACUCUCUAAGUUGGCAAAGAAUCCCUCUUCUACUUGUUGUUCCUAAAACUGAGGAUCCGAAGGAAUAUCUUCGUGACCAUGUUAACAUGGGGGAUGAAAAAGAAGAAGGUGAAGAAGGAGAUCGUGGUGUUAGUCCAGAAAAAAGCGAGCUUAUUCACCGGCAUGGCGCCUCCUGGCUGCAUUGUACGCAAAGUAUUCGGGAAUUGCAUGCUUUUUUCCAGCGCAAGGCGCGAAUGCAGGACGAGGCGAAACUCGUAGAAAAGCCAGAAGACAGUCUUGUUCGAGACCGAGGAGUACAAUUGUUAGACAAAGAUGGUGGUAACUAUCCGCAGCUGCCUGGGAUGCAAGAGUUUCUGGAGCACUUAGACGAAGAUGAGCGCGACUUUAGAGAUUACGAUCAUGGUGACUGGUUCCGCUAUAUCAAAUACUGGGAACCUCAGGAGGACGUUCGAGUCUGGUCACCUGCAGAUGAACGGCAAUUUCAAGAAGUGCGUGCCAUAAAUAUUUCCAAUUUCAAUCGGGCGGGAGCAAAUAUGUUUAAUGGUUUUUCUCUGUCUUGGGCGCGAUUGCUUGAACUGCGAAACAUACAAGAGGCCCGAAGAGCUCGCUUCUGGGGUGAUUACGCUGAUUUUAUGUGCGGAAGCCGGGAAUGCAUCUGGUUUGCCGCUGAAACGUUCGGCAAAGAUUUUGUGCCUGACGCUGUGCUUGGUCAAGAAUUUCAAACAAAGUAUGACCUUCACCUUGUGAAAAAUAACGGGAAGAAUCCGGGGUACCAGGUCCGUGCGAAUGAGCGCCGCCGCUUGAUGGAGAGAGCACUUCUUUCUGAUGAGGAUCGAAAUGUUGGCUCCGAACCUCAAUCUGAGCCCGAUGUGUGGUCAGGUGGGAUUUCCUAGUAACCGCCAAUCGGAAAACAAAAUAGUGGUCCUCGUUCUGCAUCAUCAUGACAGUUUAUGCUGCCUCGUCCUCCUCAGCGUGCGUUGCACUGUAUUGAAACGGCGAGAUACAUUCACCUCGAUUGUUGGGCAUUUAUUAUUAUUAUUUUCAUCCCCUGAAGUGAUAACUGAAAACAUAAAUUUUCUGUCAAGGAUCUCUGUAGCUGUGUGGGUUGUCCUAGCCAGAUAACGGACGUGCAUUUAUACUUCUUGUUGGCCACAAGUUGUAUAGCAUCGGGAGGCGUUACUGCAGAGGGCGCUGAAGGUAACACCCCUGGCAUGGCCGUCUUUUCGUGCCCAACUGUUGGCACGAUCGCUCUCGGUUAUCUUCUCCCUUCUGCCUGCUUCUAGACAUUCUCUCUCCUCCACCUCUGAGUCAACCUCUCGUCACAUGUUUUUGAGUUUCAGCAUUUAAUGCGCCUCUAUUUUAAAAAACUGGUUACUAAUUUCAUCUCCUUUUGAUUUUGUUCAAGAGAGAGGCAAUUCUUCUUUGUGUAAGCAGGUCUACGUGCAUAUUUUUGUCAUGAUCCUCAUCGUUUUCAGUGCAUCUAUUAAGGUGUUUAUAGCUGACGAACACACGCAUGGGCCAUUGUUUCGGCUUUGGACUCUGUUGCGAUGAAACUCGAUGAUUUCUACACCUUUAGUACUUGUGGUAAUCUUCACUAUGCGGAAUGAGGUACAUUUUUUUUUUCGCACAUUGAACGUGCUGACUGCUUGUGGUGCAAGGCUGGAAUCAGCAAAACAAGCAGUCAAUCUGAAAAAGAAGGACAACUAAUUUUUUGGUCACUCACACAUCAAAUCGUAGCCACGAAUGAAGAUGUGUGAAAACGAAGGCCUUCCUUUGACGACUUGGUUGAAAAUCACGAAAACACCUUGCCAAUGGGUGUUAUGCUUCGC